GUACAAAAGAAUUCACCUAAUAAUAACUGUAAUUUAAGUCUUUAAAGAAAAAAAGUGUUUCUGAAUGUGACUCGUUUCUUGAUUCUUGGUAGCCCCGAUCUUUGAAUAUGCCUAAACUGUUUUUGUUGAAAUUGAAACUGAAACCUCAAUCAACACAACACUUUUCGUCUCUCUUUCUCAAAACAAGAUUAAAAGCCCACAUCACAUUCUUUUCUUUUGCUUCGUGAAAUGCUAUUAUUACCAAUGUUAUUGUGACUUUUCUUUUUGUUCAUAUGGAGGAUGAAAAUGAAAAAUACGCCAAGGAAUUGGAGGUGGCUGUGAGGAUUGUCCACGUGGCAUGUGCUUUGUGUGGGAAGGUUCAGGAGAAGCUCCUUGCGACUGAGGUUGUAUCUAAAGAGGAUGAUUCUCCUGUCACUGUUGCAGACUUGAGUGUUCAAGCAAUCACUAGUUGGUUACUAUCGAAAACAUUCGGGAUUCAAAAUGUGUCAAUUGUUGCAGAAGAAGACGUAGAAACUUUUUCCAAGGAUGAUUCAACAGGCUUACUUGAAGCUGUUGUGGAUGCCGUCAACGAGUCUUUAGAUUCUGCGUCUAUGUAUGGUCUUCAAAGUCCAGAGACAACUCUUGAAACAUCAGAAGUUCUCGAGGCCAUUGGCCGCUGCAGCUCAACGGGAGGUCCCAGUGGAAGGCAUUGGGUACUUGACCCUGUUGACGGCACAUUAGGAUUUGUCCGUGGUGAUCAAUAUGCUGUUGCACUGGCUUUGAUUGAGGAUGGAAAAGUUGUUCUUGGAGUUCUUGGGUGCCCCAAUUACCCAGUGAAAACAGAAUGGCUAAAUUAUCACUACCAGUAUCAUGAAACAACUUCACAAUUAUCUCCAACAACUCCUGAUGUGUGGGGAAAAGGAUGUGUAUUGUAUGCAAAGAGAGGCAGUGGCGAGGCAUGGUUGCAGUCAUUGUUUCCAGCAGAUAAGACCCAAGAAUGGUCAAACCAUGCUAGACUUAUUCGAGUUUCUUCCGUUGAUGAUCCAGCAUUGGCAACUCUAUGUGAACCAGUCGAAAGGGCAAACUCAAAUCAUUCCUUCACAGCUGGUCUUGCUCAUAGUGUAGGACUUAGAAAACAGCCCUUACGCGUUCACAGCAUGGUAAAGUAUGCAGCAAUAGCAAGGGGAGAUGCCGAGAUAUUCAUGAAAUUUGCAAAGUCUGGUUACAAGGAGAAGAUAUGGGAUCAUGCUGCCGGUGUUGUGAUUGUUGAAGAGGCCGGUGGUGUGGUAACUGAUGCCGGAGGACGCCCUCUAGACUUUUCAAAGGGAACAUACUUAGAGGAUCUUGACCGAGGCAUAAUUGCAUGCUCUGGUGUCACAUUGCACGAAAAAUUGAUUGAUGCUGUUUAUGCUAGCUGGGACUCCUCAAAUUUAUGAGGUUUAUUUUUUUUCCCUAACUGCAAAGUUUUUGUAUUCACUUUAGCAGCUAAUUUUUCAGUCUAAUGAUAGGAAAUUAUAUUGAACUGAAUAUUUAUUUAUCCUAUAGCAGAAUUCAUCCAUUCUGUCAUGUGGGAAUACGAAUGAAGAUUAUGGAUGUUGAAA
Trifolium pratense (red clover) is the source of this 1580-nucleotide messenger RNA. RefSeq names its product PAP-specific phosphatase HAL2-like. Gene Ontology annotation, biological process: sulfate assimilation; phosphatidylinositol phosphate biosynthetic process. Bases 273 to 1415 code for a protein of 380 amino acids. The transcript has 3 exons. NCBI's taxonomy places the organism in Eukaryota, Viridiplantae, Streptophyta, Magnoliopsida, Fabales, Fabaceae. The record is from RefSeq and is a predicted model, not a curated record. Gene Ontology annotation, molecular function: 3'(2'),5'-bisphosphate nucleotidase activity.